Molecule: messenger RNA, 1200 nt
Organism: Metschnikowia bicuspidata var. bicuspidata NRRL YB-4993
Lineage: Eukaryota; Fungi; Ascomycota; Pichiomycetes; Serinales; Metschnikowiaceae
Gene: CDC50
Product: aminophospholipid translocase regulatory protein
Exons: 1
Coding region: 1-1200 (399 amino acids)
Cellular component (GO): endoplasmic reticulum; Golgi apparatus; plasma membrane
Source: RefSeq, a predicted model, not a curated record
AUGAACUUUUUGCGCCGCCGCCACGCGCCUCGUGACGAGGAUUCGCCCGGCGCCGAGGACCUGGAUCCCCAGAUCCACAAGUCCCGCAAACCGCCCAACACCGCGUUCCGCCAGCAGCGGCUCAAGGCGUGGCAGCCCAUCUUGACGCCCAAAACCGUGAUCCCGCUUCUUUUCCUCGUCGCCGCGGUGUUUGCACCCCUCGGCAUCGCCCUUGUGUACGGCACCUACAACGUGCAGAACUUGGUGGUGGACUACACGCACUGCGGCAGCCUUGCGGGCGCCGAGUACGCGCCGGUGCCCGCCAAGUACACCGCGUGGCACUUCCGGCGCCACAACACGGACCCCGGGCUCCAGUGGCGCGUGCAGAACGCGACGGACGCGGACGGCGACGCCGUGCAGACGUGCGUGCUCCAGUUCGACCUCCCGCGGGCGCUCGACGCCCCCGUCUACUUGUACUACAAGCUCACCAACUUCUACCAGAACCACCGCCUGUACGUGGCGUCGUACGACACGGCGCAGUUGGGCGGGGCCGCGGUGACCGCCGGCGCACUCACGCUGGACUGCGACCCCCUCCGCACGCGCGACGGCAAGCCGGUGUACCCCUGCGGCUUGGUGGCCAACUCGCUCUUCAACGACACCUUCGGCAGCCCCGUGCUCCUCAACGCGCAGUCCGGCUCCGACAACGAGACGUACGAGCUCUCGCUGGCCGGCAUCUCGUGGGCCUCGGACCGCGCGCACAAGUUCAAGAAGACCGCGUACAGCGCGGACGACGUGGUGCCGCCGCCCAACUGGAUGAAGCGCUUCCCCGACGGCUACACGCUGGCCAACAUGCCGGACUUGGCCGAGUGGGAGCACUUGCAGAACUGGAUGCGCACCGCGGGCUUGCCCACCUUCUACAAGCUCUACGCCAAGAACACCACCACGGCCUUCGCCUCCGGCACCUACGAGAUGGAGAUCGGCUUGAACUACCCGGUUUCCGUGUACGGCGGCACCAAGUCCGUGGUGCUCACCACCAACUCCGUCUUGGGCGGCCGUAACAUGACCUUGGGCAUCGUCUACUUGAUCGUCGCGGCCGUGUGCUUGUUGUGCGCCGUGGCCUUCUUCUUGCAGCACCUCAUCAAGCCGCGCCGCAUCGGCGACCACCACUUCUUGCAGGCCGCCGCGGACGCACCGGGAAGCGCCGCCAGGGACCAGCUCUAG